Rotaria sp. Silwood1 is the source of this 966-nucleotide messenger RNA. NCBI's taxonomy places the organism in Eukaryota, Metazoa, Rotifera, Eurotatoria, Philodinida, Philodinidae. The record is from the annotation of a GenBank genome assembly.
AUGAAUAUGUUCAUUAAUAUGAUUAUCGGACAAACUGUAUAUGCAUUGAAGUCAUGUUCAAUUCGUCAAAAUGAACAAUUACCAAGUGGUCCAGCAUGUCUUGUUGUUUCAACAAUAAUUCGACGUAUUCCAACAGAAACUUCAUCUUUUUAUCAAGUUUAUCAUUUGACACCUUUACCAGUUUUCUUUAAUGGUGACAAAUAUAUCUACUCUGACUUACCGAAAAUAUUCGGUUUCAACAAAAUCGAAAAAAAAGUUAUACUAUGGGACGAUGAUAAUUUUUCAACUGUCUGCACAUUUUCGAAAAUAAUACAAUGUCGCAAUCAACUUAUGAAUAUUCCAUUAUCUACCGUACCAUGUCUUGAUGAACUCAUGAAUACUGAAUCCUCAUCCAUUAGCAAGUGUCAAGUGACUAGAUCAAAAAAUAUUCAAUCCAAUCUUAUCAAUAUUAAAAGUAAUAUAUGGUAUGUUUUUUCAAGUGGAGAAUCUUUUGAAUGUGAAUCACAAUCAUUAUCAAGUCCAAUAUCCGAUAUUAUAUCUGUUAAAGAGCCGAUGAUUGUAACAUUUCCAUGUGACAAACCAGUACGAUGUUCGAAUAUUCAAUUACCACCAACUACAUGUAUUAACACUACUGUUAUGAUCACAACAAAAUAUAAUACUACAUUGAAGAAACAAUCCGUUCCUGUAAUUCUCUUUAACAAAAUUACUGAUAGACUCGUCUCAAUUUACAAAACGGCAGCAAUGGAAGCACUAACUCAAUUACAAAUCGAAAUUGACAACAAUCAAUUGUGGAUUAAAAGAAUUCUUAAACAAUUUGGAAAUACUUUACUGUCAUUGUUCGCAUAUGUUCUCUUAAGUAUUACUCUGUUGGUCAUUAAAAUCUCCGGACGUAAAAACAACAAACAAAUGGAAAAUAUCCAAACUCAAAUCAAUAGAAUAAAACGUGAUGUAUUACAAGAAAUAUGA